Pygocentrus nattereri (red-bellied piranha) is the source of this 2850-nucleotide messenger RNA. RefSeq names its product beta-1,3-galactosyltransferase 2-like. The transcript has 2 exons. Gene Ontology annotation, molecular function: N-acetyl-beta-D-glucosaminide beta-(1,3)-galactosyltransferase activity. Bases 308 to 1264 code for a protein of 318 amino acids. Lineage: Eukaryota; Metazoa; Chordata; Actinopteri; Characiformes; Serrasalmidae. The record is from RefSeq and is a predicted model, not a curated record. Gene Ontology annotation, cellular component: membrane.
GGGAGGGUAGCUGAGCUGACCAAGGAGGGGCUACAUAGCUACAAUCUACCUGCAAACACACUUUCCACCCUCAUUUGUCUGCCGUGUUUAAAGAAGACUAGGAACGCUCCACUUAGUGGGAAUGAAUACACUGGGAUGGCCUGGAAUGGCGCCAACUUACAUAGACCCAGGUGUGUGUGCACGCAGUGACAGGGCGGGGGGUUAGCAGCAGGUAGGAGGGAUGGGGCAUUCCGGAUCGGCAAACCCAUUCGUCCGAAACUACAGGUGUACCUAACGUAGAGACCGGGACCCUUCACACACUCCGAAGAUGAGUCGGAGGGGUGUUUUGGUCUUCCUCAUGAUGCUUGGCAUCCUUUGCCUGCUAUACUUCGUCAGUCCUCCGCACUGGGGAACAGAGUUUCAUCAGACGUAUGAGGAUGCAGGACCGUACUACGUGGCAUACCCCCAAAACUAUCGCUUCAUCCUAGACCACCCACAGAAGUGCAAGCAGCACAACCCCCUUUUGGUGGUGAUUGUGCCAGUGGCUCCUCAGCACACGGAAGCCCGUCAUGCCAUCAGGAAAACAUGGGGGAAUGACAGUCUGGUCCAACAUGGAACAGUGGUGGUCCUGUUUCUGCUGGGAUUACCAAGUGGGAAUAACUCCAAAACUUUACAGCUCCGCAUACAUCAGGAGAAUCUGCAGCAUCAGGACUUGCUGCAGAUCGAUUUCAUAGACUCCUACAGGAACCUGACCAUUAAAACCAUGGUGAUGCUAGAAUGGCUGAAAGAGCGCUGUCCCCAGACACUCUUCGCUGCUAAAGUGGAUGACGACAUCCUGCUGAACAUCAGAGGCCUGAUGAUGAUGCUGCUGAGUCCCAGCGUACCUCUGAGCAACUACAUCACUGGCCUGGUGUGGUACGGCAACGUUGUAAUCAGAGAUCCAUCCAACAAGUUUUACAUCCCUCAUAAUGUGUAUCCCAACUCUGUGUACCCACCGUACCCUUUGGGCAUGUGCUAUAUAAUGUCCAUGGACCUGCCAGAAAAGAUCCUGCAGGUGUCGAAAGAAAUUAAACCUAUUUUCAUUGAGGACGCAUAUAUUGGCUUGUGCCUUGAACGACUCAACAUUGCUCCCACAAACCCUCCAAACCUUGAUCAAUUUGUGGUCAACCCACCUAGGGUGUACAAUCGGUGCUACUAUGCCAAACGCAUUGCUGUAAUGACCAACAGUCCCAAUCAAUUGAUCUCUUAUUGGACUGAUAUUCACCAACCUGGACCAGCGUGUUGAUGCGGAUGGCUGAACACCUGAAAUUAGGACUUCUUGGGCCAUACUCACAAAUGUGAUUAAGGAUCACCGUUCAAGAUAAGUUUAGGAAAUUAGUGUCAUGGUUUCCUCACCGUGGAUCAUGGAGUUGGUCAUACCAUUUCAUCUGUCUUAUUAUCCAUAAGUUGUCCAGGAGGUUGAGUAUUUUUUGAUAGUGUCAUAUUUAUCACAUCAAACAUCUAUUUUCUCCCACAGUCAUGAGAGACCUCGCUCCAGGAUCUAUGUUGGGUGGUUAAACAAACAGGCACACCUCUUGGCUGUACAGAACAUUUCUUGAGCUCUAAAGAGCUUGAUAGAGUACCUCAGCUGUGGCAACAGCUGCUGUACAGCUUCCGCCUUGUCAUUUGGUGCAGCACUCAUGAGGACAAGUCGGUUUUCCCUGAGGUGUGAGUGUGAUCCCAGGAGGGACUAACUAGCAGUGUUUGCUCUGCUAUUCAUGAGGUCUUUGUACAGGUCACCAAGUAUCAUUUCAUUGCUUCAUUGCUUGGACUGGAUGAUUGGUGUGUGGGGACAUCAGAAAAAAUUAAGAAACCUUCCUAAGUUCAUAGUUUUCUUCAGGACCGUUUUCAGCCACCCAGUCAAGGAAGAGGAAUCAAUGGAGCUACAAUAUCCAGGCUAACUACAAAUGAGGACCUCAACACUUUGUGAACAGCACUUAGUUAGUUGCACCUAACCCUGGAGGAUAAGCAGGUCCAGGGGUCACAACAGCCCGAGGCUGUGAACUGCAUUACUGCAACGUUGCUUGUUUCAACCUCAUGGGUGCCAACAGGAUUACCUUAGAGUCGUUACAUAUAAACUCUGGUUUGGGGACAUGAACUAUGCGCAAACACGACUGGAAAUCAUGCAACUGUGACAUAGUAUAUAGUUUAUGUGCAUUAACUAGCAUAAUGGCUCUAUAUUUACUUGUAUUGCAAAACAUGUGUUAAUGUUACCAAGAAUCUUCCAAAAAAAUGCUGCAGACAAUCCCACCAGGCGUAUUCCCCUCUUAGACCCCCAGUUACGGAUGUCUAUGGCAACACUGGGGUUCAGACUCUCAACCUUCUGGUAGGAGGGACGAUUAGUCCAUUGCACCACUCAAUUCCACUCCAUUCCAGCUAAUGAAAAAACUGUGUAAUAAAACAAAUUCUAUACUGUUUAUUUACUUGAGAAACUCGAACUGAGAGUUAGUAGAACCUUUGAGUAAACUGAGUUGGGUGGACUCUGGUGUCCUCAUGUUAAAUCAAGAAAAGCUGUGUAAUCUGUUAUUUUAAUUUAAAGUUGUUUCUUUUUGCAGUCAUUAAUGGAAAAGCACUCCUAAUAACACUAGCUUGGCCUUCGGAAACAGACACUCAAACUGGGGAGUGGCCAUGUCCAUUAAACAGCAGGGGAAAAGUGCCAUCGUUGUAUCUUUUUUGACUGAGGUUGCUACAAGGUCCAGUUUAUCAAAAUUCCCAUAUAAAAAUUAAUGUGUUUUUCUCAAAUGCAUUUUAAAAUGUGUAAAAAUGGCAAAAUAACAUUUUCUUGUUUUUUGUAAUGUCCUUCAGAGUUUGGAAUACAGAAUGAAACAAUGA